CCUCCCUUUCCAUGAUAUUUAAGUCACGAUCAGUCGCGAUGUUGCGCGAUGUCCAUGUCUCGUUACGUGUCUCCUAUGCCGCAGUAUUGAUGAUUUCCAUUUUAGGAAAUCCUGCCGUUUAUCCCUAGCAUGAUCACGAAACAGCCAAAAUCGGGUUUCGUACAGACGCUCAAGAAGGGUGGCAAGGCAUUACUUAUAUUUGAGGGCGCACUAUUACUCGGAUCGUACGGAAUUUGGCGUUGUAUGAAUACCUCACAAGAUUUCAGAUAUCGUAUGCAUCAACAUUUCCCAAGCAUAUUGGAGACUUACUACGUUGUUGGGGAAACACUAUCUGGCAACAAUCAAUUAAGGACAUUCGAUUACACCACCUGGUCAGAGGAACGCAAUGAGCAUUAGAUCUUCAUGGCAGCAGCAUUCUUAAAAACUGUAAUAGGGACAGCUAUCGGUGGAGGUAUAGGAUAUGUCCUCUUUCAAAUGGUUACACCUGAUGAAGAAGAACUUAUAAAGCAUCUUCCACCACAUUCAUCAGAGAAACACGAGUUCUAUAAAUUGUACAAAAAGCAACCUAAAAUAUAUAUGAAUCAGGAACAUCUAAGGAGCUUAGAGACUCAAGACGGCACAAACAUCGAAAAAUAGCAUUUGUACAUCAGCAUGGAUCCCACGGAGCUCAUAGAGGGCAGUUUGCCAGACCGUAUCAUAAAAAGGGAUCGCGAACGGAAGAAUGUCAUUGAGAAACGAAGAGAGGAACGACAAUCGCUCGCCGUAGAGUCCGAGCAAAGCGGUUACUUUAAGGAGACGUUUUAUGCCUCGUGCAAGAAAAUCAAGGACAUGUUGGACGAUGCGCCUAGCACCUCGUCCUCGGCCUUGCCAGGAAUCUUCGAGAAGACCAACAAAGAGAUCCAAUUACUCAAGAACUAUUUACUGCAAUCCAAGAUGUUUCUGAAGGUUUACGACAUAAGGCGCGCCCAGGAGAAUUUGCAGCUGCUGGAGAAUCAAGCCUCCGAACUGGAGAUGAAACUCUUGCCUAAAAAAAAGUUUGGAUUUAAAAAUCGUAGAAUUUUAAAGAAACCGUCCGACAAGGGACACGACAUCACGGACGGCCUCAAGGAUCUCAAGAUAUCAGAAGGCAUCGUGAACGUGAACGGCACGACCAAGCAGAACAAGUCGUCGAGCAAGUACGGAGACAGCGCUUGCAUGCUCCUAGGCAAGAUCGACGAGCAACUAAUUUUAGACGCCGAGAAUGUAAAUAAGAAUGACAUCCUGCUGUCUGAUCUAGUUCACUGUACUGUACGGAUAUACGGCACGCCCAGCACCCUGCAUAUGGUGAAUCUGAAGAAGUGCACCGUAUUAGUCGGACCAGUAACGUCCUCGGUUUUCGCGCACAAUUGCGACGAAUGCGUGUUCGCGUUCGCGUGUCAGCAGUUGCGACUACACUCGUCGACGGACUGUACCAUUUACUUGCACGUCACUAGCAGGGCGAUUAUCGAAGAUUGUACAAAGAUCCGCGUGGCGCCCUACAACUGGUCCUACGAGGAUCAGACGAGUCACUUUAAUUUAGCCGGCCUCGACCCGAAGGUCAACAACUGGAACUGUAUCGACGAUUUUAAUUGGCUGUCUAGCGAGAAACAAUCGCCAAACUGGUCUAUCCUCGAGCCAGAACUUCGAGUGAAAACGUGGGAUUAAACGAGUAUCAGCAGCUGUAACAGUUGGAUUUUUUUUUUUAAUCAGAAACCCAAUUCUUCUUUCCCUAUACGUCCAAGUGUUGAUUCUUUCAGUAAAUAAAAUAUCCAUCUGUAUGCUGUGCUUUUUCACGCAAGAUGCAAAUUGUGUGUUUUAUAUACUUACGGUAUGUCGAAUAAAAUUACUCUUUGUGCAAUACACGCAAUUAUAUUUUAUCUCGUAUGUACAUUAAAUCUUUUCUUUUUUAAUUCUAAAUUAAAUUAACAUUAAAUUC
Messenger RNA from Ooceraea biroi (clonal raider ant), 1954 nucleotides. It is a transcript of the gene TBCC, whose product is annotated as Tubulin-binding cofactor C. The record is from RefSeq and is a predicted model, not a curated record. Gene Ontology annotation, biological process: post-chaperonin tubulin folding pathway; tubulin complex assembly. Gene Ontology annotation, cellular component: cytoplasm. Lineage: Eukaryota; Metazoa; Arthropoda; Insecta; Hymenoptera; Formicidae. Gene Ontology annotation, molecular function: tubulin binding.